CUAAGAUAUUUGAAGCUUACUGGGUGCUUGCUACUCUAGAAUCACACAUUCCAAAAUCCUGGCCUAGCUUCUUCCAUACAGGGAUUAAUGUUGAUACUCCAGCAAACAUUACCAUUAAUGGAUCACGCAGUACUGGCAUUUUCUUGUCGUCUUCUCCGAAACAACUAUGUCCGCCGGGCAGGACGGUCGAUAUUGAUGCCAUACUGAACAUUAUCGGUAAAGCCGAGAAGUUUGUAUAUAUUGAAGUCAUGGAUUAUUUUCCGACAACACUUUAUCUAAAGCAUAACACGUACUGGCCAGUGAUUGAUGAUGCACUUCGCAAAGCAGCGUUUGAUCGUGGUGUAGUUGUAAGACUUUUAGCUGGKUUAUGGAAUCACACGCGACCUGAUCUCAAGAGAUUUCUCAAAUCUCUGUCGGCUAUAAAUGGAUCGAAGUAUGGUGACGUSAUUGUGGAAACGAAAUUUUUUCAAGUUCCUAGUUAUUCAAAGGCCCAAAAAGAAAUCCCAUUCGCUCGAGUAAACCACGAUAAGUUCAUGGUCACUGACAAGACAGCCUACGUCGGCACUUCGAACUGGGCAGCGGACUACUUCAUCGGUACUGGCGGUAUCGGUUACGUCAUCAACGACCAAUCAAAUGAUUUUAUACGACGACAGUUGCAGUCAGUGUUUGAGAGAGACUGGAACUCGAAGUACAUUGUUCCUGUUCAAUAACAGACUGGAGUUAUUAUAACUCGUGGAUUUGAUGGAGAGAUUACAAUUUUAGUGAAGACGUGAAUCUUCCUCAGUCGUCUCGGUUGAGUCGUCUCUCUCUGUUGCGCAGCAUGCAUCCAGAGAGAGAGACGACUGCAGACGAGUUUGUGAAUAUCGUGAAUUAUGGUUGAAUACCCUAGAAUAUGGGUUGAAACCCAAACAUUUUUUUCUAGAAUUGAAAUUUUUGGAGUACAGUUAACUCUCUUUGAACGACCACUCUAGUAAACGACCAUCUCCCGUAAGCGACCACCUUUUAAUUUCCCGUUUUGUUCAG
Molecule: messenger RNA, 1023 nt
Organism: Exaiptasia diaphana
Lineage: Eukaryota; Metazoa; Cnidaria; Anthozoa; Actiniaria; Aiptasiidae
Product: phospholipase D3
Molecular function (GO): catalytic activity
Source: RefSeq, a predicted model, not a curated record